Messenger RNA from Eimeria mitis, 420 nucleotides. RefSeq names its product RNA recognition motif-containing protein, putative. Bases 1 to 420 code for a protein of 139 amino acids. NCBI's taxonomy places the organism in Eukaryota, Apicomplexa, Conoidasida, Eucoccidiorida, Eimeriidae. The transcript is spliced from 2 exons. The record is from RefSeq and is a predicted model, not a curated record.
AUGAAUUUUGUAGCAGCAACAGACAAGACGUUUGACCACCCCACGCACGGGUCUCUGCGUACAGGUUUAGGUUUAGAGGAUACAGCAGCAGCAGCAGCAGCAGCAGCAGCAGCAUCAAGAUCUCUGCUGCAGCAGGCUGAUCCUCUUACUGCAGCAGCAGCAGCAGCAGCAGCAGCAGCAGCAGCAGCAGUAAUUUUGAUAGAGAUAGAGAUAGAGAUAGACACAGGAGAAGCAGAAGCAGAAGCAGAAGCAGAAGCGGAGAAAGAAGAAGACACAAAAGCAGCCAUAGAAAAUAAAAACAGCAGCAAAUUGUUUUCUCUUGCUGCAGCAGCAGCAGCAGCAGCAGCAGCAGCAGCAGCUGCUGCUGCUGCUGCUGCUGCUGGUUGCUGCUGCUGCAUGCGGCUGCUUGCUGCUGCUUGA